Molecule: messenger RNA, 2547 nt
Organism: Trichoderma harzianum CBS 226.95
Lineage: Eukaryota; Fungi; Ascomycota; Sordariomycetes; Hypocreales; Hypocreaceae
Exons: 3
Coding region: 214-2250 (678 amino acids)
Biological process (GO): intracellular protein localization; exocytosis; Golgi to plasma membrane transport
Cellular component (GO): exocyst
Source: RefSeq, a predicted model, not a curated record
GUUGCAUCUGCCACGCAACGGCCAUCCUAUCACAUCACCGUGCAGCGAGCGGUAGGAAGCUCUGUGCAGCAACUUGUACGGGCAAACGCGACUGUGGAAUUAAGCGAUACGAGCGGAUGCAUUUGAAUUCGUCAUAAACCAGUUGUUCUUCUUUAUCCCUUGCUGAACCAAUCAAUCAAUCUCCCUCCGUCAUUCAUUCAAUAAGCAGGCAACAUGUCUGAGGAACGCAGCAAGAUAACCCUGUCCCUUCGAAGCGGAAAGCGACGAAAGGCUCGUCCCGUCAUCAGUGCGCCGCGACAGAUUUCUGCGCCAAUCCCUCAAGAUGGCUCGACGGGAGGAACAGCUGCUACUGCUCCUGGGAUGCUUUCCAUACCUGAGGCGCCUCGCCCCCGACCUGUAGGAGCAGGUGGAAAGACAUCCGAUUUAGUCAAGCGACGCUUUUCUUCUCGAUUUAACAACUUGCCUCCCGAAUUCGACGCGGCCGCCCCGCCAGUUCCAAGUCUACCUCCUCUCGAGCGGUACAACACCGACUAUCAGCCCCCUCCUCCGUCCCGAGCCGGGCCAGGAGCUGCUCCCGUUGUCGACCUCAAGGCACUGCGGGAUCCGAAUCUUAUCCCCGACCAGUAUGUAGCUUCGGUGCUGAGCGAGGCGAGUGAGGACCAGAUCCAGGAAUAUGCAGAGUCGCUACAAGGCAUAAAGACGCGCGCCGGUGCAGACUUGCAGCAGAAUCUAUUGCAGAAUCGGACGCAAUUCAUUAAAAUCAGCAAAGAGGCGGAGAAACUCAAGGGGGAGAUGAGAGCUCUCCGCAAUCUGAUGUCCGAACUCAAGGCAAACACGACGGCUCUUAGGCAAGCCUCGGGAAGAAACGAGGUGGACUCAUCUAUCGGAGGAGCUGUCACCAUGAGUAAACGUGACAAGCGCAGCUCCGUCGCAGAUCGAAGCGUUCUCUGGACCUCGCAGAUGCAAUCUCUUUACAAGACUGUGGAAGGGUCGCAAAAGUUUCUACCAAACGCGAUUGGGCGCCAUGUGGUUCUCAAUGCUGGGCCUUGGAUCGAAUUGGACAAUGCAACGUAUAAGAGCAGAAGGGCCAUGCAAAUAUUUCUGCUAAACGACCAUCUCCUUAUCGCCUCUCGAAAGAAACGCAAGGUCGACGCUCCCAACGCAGAUACCCGUGGACCCAUGGUAAAGCUCGUCGCGGACCGUUGUUGGCCCCUGCUCGACAUCGAGGUCAUCGAAAUGCCUGGGACAGGCGAUUCCAUUGGCGGCCGUACCAAGUUGGCCGAUGCCAUCAUGGUUCGGGGUGGUGGCCAAGAGACGUUCAUCUACCGCACGGAAAAGCCAGAAGCCAGUGAGAAGAAAGCAUUGAUGAUGAAUGUGCGCAAGGCAGUGGAAGAGCUACGCAAAGGUUUGCAGUCUGAAAUGGAGGCCAAUAACAAGGCAAGAGAGACGAUCAACUACUUUGCAUCAAGAGACCCUGGCCUGCUCCAAAAGACAGAGCUGCUAGAGACCUUAUCUGAUAUCAAAGACAUGCUUAUCGAGGUGGAUGGCAAGCAGCAGAAUCUCCGAUGGGUGGAAGGCCAAAUGGACGAGCUGGAUAUUGACAUUGCUCUUCAGGGGUUCGAGCCCGCAGUAGCUCGCGUGGAAAAGCUCAAGGGAUUAGCACGGGGUCUCAAGGGCAAUACAGUAGCCCAAGACUUUAUCAACUUUGAGGUUGAAGAGAGAUGCGCCAAGCUUGCGACGAUUAUUAUUCACGGAAUGGAGACGACGCAUCACCAGGCAAACAAGACGAAGCGAAACCUUAGCUGGUUGGCGAGACUGGGCUAUGAAGACAGGGCCAGAGAGGCGUAUCUUGCAGCUCGAGCUGACACGAUUCAUAAGAGAGCCAGACAAUGUCUCUUUCAAGGUGACUUGCACCUGUACAUCUGGCAGCUAUCCUUUGUAUAUUUCACCCUCAUCCACAACACGGUCCAAUGCUUUCAGAGCUGUUUCCCGCCACCCAUGAUGAGCACGUGCGUCAAGUGGGCAAAGGAGCAGGUUGAAGCAUUUAACGUGAUUCUUGCCAGGCAGCUGGCGAGCACGGAGCGCGGCGGACAAGUCUGGACGCAGUGCAUGGACCAGGCAAAGGAGCACGCGAAGAAGCUGUCUGAUGUAGGCCUUGAUUUCACAAGCUUGGUGGGCAAAGGCGUGGAUGGGCCAUCAAGCGGUAUGGGAGCCGAGACUUCGGACCUUGUUGGGUUGGGACUGGCUUAAAGGAUGAAUGAGUUGACGGGUAUCUGAUCUUGGGUCAAGUUGAAAUGCUAAUGGCAUGUGAUCCUAGAAGAGGAAGGCUAUGACGCAGCAAGAGAAGGCAGCAUGAUUAUAUGUCUAUACAGAAAGGCUCCAGGCAUGAGCAUGGAGUCUACAGAGCCGGGCAUCGGAGCUGAGCUCCCCCUAUCAUGCAGGUAGAUGAUGUUAUGAGUCAGCAGCGUCGGGGUUGCUGCGUAAAGCAAAUAGUUACUAGUUUCUACUACUUUAAUAUUCAAAAUAUACAUAAUUCGGUCAACGGGA